UGCAGCCCGGCCCUCCCCGCCCUGGACUGGCAGCUGCCGGCGCGCUCGGGACCCUACGAGCUCCGGAUCGAGGUGCAGCCCAAGCCCCACCACAGAGCCCACUACGAGACGGAGGGCAGCCGGGGGGCCGUGAAGGCGUCGGCCGGAGGACACCCCAGCGUGCAGCUGCACGGCUACUUGGAGAACGAGCCGCUCACGCUGCAGCUGUUCAUCGGGACGGCAGACGACCGCCUGCUGCGGCCCCACGCCUUCUACCAGGUGCAUCGGAUCACGGGCAAGACCGUGUCCACCACCAGUCACGAAGCCAUGGUCUCCAACACCAAGGUCCUGGAGAUCCCGCUGCUGCCGGAGAACAACAUGCGAGCCAUCGUGGACUGCGCCGGGAUCCUGAAGCUCAGAAACUCGGACAUCGAGCUGCGCAAAGGGGAGACAGACAUUGGGAGGAAGAACACCAGGGUGAGGCUGGUCUUCCGGGUGCACAUCCCGCAGCCCAACGGCCGGACGCUGUCCCUGCAGGUGGCCUCGAACCCCAUCCACGCAGCCCAGCGGUCGGCCCAGGAGCUGCCCCUCGUGGAGAAGCAGAGCGCCGCCAGCUGCCCCGUCCUCGGUGGAAAGAAGAUGGUCCUGUCUGGCCAUAACUUUCUGCAAGACUCCAAGGUCAUUUUCGUGGAGAAAGCACCAGACGGUCACCAUAUCUGGGAGAUGGAGGCGAAGAUGGACAGAGGCCUCUGCAAGCCGAACUCGCUGGUGGUGGAGAUACCGCCGUUUCGCAACCAGAGGAUAGCGAGCCCCGUGCCGGUGAGCUUCUACGUGUGCAACGGGAAGAGGAAGAGGAGCCAGUACCAGCACUUCACCUACCUGCCCGCCGACGCUCCAACCAUAAAAACAGAGCCCGCCGACGACCACGAGCCUGCCCUGAGCUGCGGGCCUGUGGGCCAGGGCCUGAGCCCGCUCCCACAGCCGAGCUACAGCCAGCAGCUGGCAGUGCCGCCCGACCCGGGCUCCUGCCUGGUGGCCGGCUUCCCGCCCUGUCCGCAGAGGAGCGCCGUGGUGUCGCCACCGCCCAACGUCGGCCCGGAGCUCCACGACCUCUCUUCCGCUGCCUAUGGCAAGGCCGCGGCCAGCCCGGGCCACGGCCACCUCGGAGCCCCGCGGCCGGCCGGAGGGGUGCUCGCCGUUCGGGAGAUGCCGAGGCCCGUGGGCCUGCACCCCGGGCCCCCCCAGCAGCCCCCGCCCGCCCUGCUGCAGCCACAGUCCUGCAGCCCCACCCGCGUCCCGGUGGUGCCGGUGGCCGUGGACCCGCAGGACCAAGGCGGCACCAAGUGCAACAGGCUCUGUCAGAAGUGGCUUCAGGUCAAGCCUUCUUGUUUCCUGGCCUCUCGAGAGCCUCGUUGCUGUGUUGGCAAACAUCGCGUCUCCUCUCGGCGGGUUGAACGGGUCCCCAGAGCCGCUGUGCCGCAGCGUUCUCUUCCGACGCUGCCGUUCCGGAAGCGGAUGGUGCUCGUGGGCCCGUCUCGCCUAAGUGGCAGGUGCAGCCUGGCCGGGGGACCCAUGAGCCUUCAAGGAGGCACAGCCCAGGCCUCGGCCUCCAAACAGCAGCAUUUGCCCUUGGCUCCGUGA
This is a messenger RNA of Suricata suricatta (meerkat), 1620 nucleotides long. RefSeq names its product nuclear factor of activated T cells 1 (gene NFATC1). Gene Ontology annotation, molecular function: DNA-binding transcription factor activity, RNA polymerase II-specific; transcription factor binding; RNA polymerase II cis-regulatory region sequence-specific DNA binding. The record is from RefSeq and is a predicted model, not a curated record. Gene Ontology annotation, biological process: calcineurin-NFAT signaling cascade; regulation of transcription by RNA polymerase II; cytokine production. Lineage: Eukaryota; Metazoa; Chordata; Mammalia; Carnivora; Herpestidae. The transcript is spliced from 10 exons. The annotation marks the transcript as partial. Gene Ontology annotation, cellular component: transcription regulator complex.